CUGUGCUCCUGAUGGAGCUCCCCUGAUUCGCCCAGACAAUCCCUCACACUUCUGGCAGGUGGCAAAAAGAUACAUUCUGGGAUUUAUUUGUUCAGAGUUUAUUCCUCCCAACCCUCUCUGCAAGAGGGUGCGGCUUGAGGCGUUCUCAGACAACAGUGGGAAGCUGCAGCUCUCCCUGCAGGAGAUCAUAGAAUGGCUGACGGCCAAGGACGAGGAGCUGUCAGAGCAGCUGCCCAUAGGGGGUGACGUGGGGGCCGUCCAACACCAGAGGGAGUUCCACCAGGUAUUCAUGGAGGAUGUCAAGUCUCGGGGGCCGUUCAUCUACUCUGUGCUGGAGUCUGCUCAGGCCUUCUUGGCACAGCACCCCUUCCAGGAGCCCGAGGAGACGCUGCCCGACGGAAAAGAAGUGUCUCCGAGGAAGCGGAUCCUGAACGUGAGUCGUUCAGUGUGGAAGCAGGCCAACGUGGCCAGUGACCUGUGGGAGAAGCUGACUGCCCGCUGCGUGGACCGACACAGGCACAUGGAGCGGACCCUGGAGCGCCUGCUGCAGACCCAGGCAGCCAUGGAGGAGCUGGCGGUGGCCCUAGAACAGGCUGAGGGGGUCCGGGAUGCAUGGGAGCCUGUAGGGGACCUCUUCAUCGACUCACUGCAGGACCACAUCGAUGCCACCAAG
Oncorhynchus gorbuscha (pink salmon) is the source of this 673-nucleotide messenger RNA. RefSeq names its product dystrophin-related protein 2-like. Gene Ontology annotation, biological process: synaptic signaling. Gene Ontology annotation, cellular component: plasma membrane. The record is from RefSeq and is a predicted model, not a curated record. The transcript is spliced from 5 exons. Lineage: Eukaryota; Metazoa; Chordata; Actinopteri; Salmoniformes; Salmonidae. The annotation marks the transcript as partial. Gene Ontology annotation, molecular function: protein binding.